Molecule: messenger RNA, 705 nt
Organism: Heteronotia binoei (common prickly gecko)
Lineage: Eukaryota; Metazoa; Chordata; Lepidosauria; Squamata; Gekkonidae
Gene: MINAR2
Product: membrane integral NOTCH2 associated receptor 2
Exons: 3
Coding region: 1-591 (196 amino acids)
Source: RefSeq, a predicted model, not a curated record
AUGGAUCUCUCUGCCUUGCCAAACAACAACCAUCCUGAUAAAUUCCUACAGCUAGAUGUGAAAUCUUUAGCAAAAAAAUCAAUAUUUUUACAAACCUGGCUAACAAAUUUCCCAGAAACACAUUUUCCAGGGGAACAACAAUGGCACAACAGAGUCUAUUCACAAAGAGAAAAGAGAAAUGUGAGCAACUGCCCUGUCAUAAAACAGAAUGUGGUCCAGCCGGCAGUGAUUGAAAAAGCCCUUGGAAAACACAUUACACCUCUUACCUUGAAAACCACCAUCAAGAGUAAUCCUCUGUACAAUGAUAGCUUCAGUGAGGAAAACUGGGAAGAAAGGAGAAAUCGUCCCUCUUGGACAGUUCAGGACUAUGACAGACAUUUCCUAAACUGUACCCUGGCUCACUAUCUGAAGGAAAAUCCAAAUGAUUUACACUACUGGUUGGAGGAUCUUUACACUCCAGGAUAUGACACCUUGUUGAAAAAGAAAGAGAGAGAAAGAAAACGCUCCAGAUACUGCCGCAUUGGACUGCUUCUAGUGUUGCUUCUUUGUAUCUUGAUAGCUACAGUGACUCUUUGCAUUCUAUUUAUCUGAUACAGCCAAAUUCAGCCAUAGAUACUUUUGACCAAUUCCUUUUUGUAUUAUUUAAGUUUCAAAUGCUAUGACUGUAGAGGUGAGUGGAUUUCUGUUCUUUUGUUUUGGAAGUGU